Syzygium oleosum is the source of this 1973-nucleotide messenger RNA. Its product is annotated as transcription factor bHLH63. NCBI's taxonomy places the organism in Eukaryota, Viridiplantae, Streptophyta, Magnoliopsida, Myrtales, Myrtaceae. Gene Ontology annotation, molecular function: DNA-binding transcription factor activity; protein dimerization activity. Gene Ontology annotation, biological process: regulation of DNA-templated transcription. The coding region runs from base 535 to 1824 and encodes 429 amino acids. The record is from RefSeq and is a predicted model, not a curated record. Gene Ontology annotation, cellular component: nucleus. The transcript has 7 exons.
AAAAACUGCCUCUUUCCGAAGGGUUUCUUACAUAAAGCACCUGCCUUGUUCCCUGAUAUUUCGAUGUAGUCUGAUGAUGAUCAUCAAUACAUGUCAUUAACAUUUUCUUUGGGAUUUGGAUAAAUCAUACUUUAUUCUUCCACUUUAUAUAUACCCCCUGCAUCCUUCCUCAACAUCCUCUGUAGCCUCACCUCUCUCUGUCUCAGCAUCAUCUCUUGCUCUUCCUUUUUCCCUCGGCCAUUCCAUUCCAUUCCAUUCCCAUUGGCACUCCAAAGUCUCGCGGUACAGAGGAGUUACCGAUACCCAAUACGCAGAGAGAGAGAGAGACUUGCAUUGGAAAGCGAUCUCUUAAUAAUAUCAAGAAUCGUACUUUUGAAACCACCCCCCCACCAGAAAAAGCGAGCUCGUGUGUUAGGCACAAAAAAGAGAGCUCCUUCCACAGUGCCCGAAACCACCACCACCACCACCUUUAUUUCUGUUUCGCACAUCGCAUCUCUCGCUUCUCUUUUUGCUCUCCCGACCCUUCGCAACGUGAUGAACACGCCGUCGCCGUCGUUGCCGGAGAUGCUUCACUGCGCGGAGAUGACGGUCCUCGAGCGGCAGCGGGCCCGCGGGAAGUGGCAACAGGACGACCAGCUUCAGUUCCACGUGCAGGGCGAGGGGCAGAGGUGUCACUUCGGCGGUGGGAGCGAGUUGAACGGCGCGUUUAGCUUCGGGCAGAGCAUUGAGAGCUUGAUGGGCGGCGGCUGCGAGGCGGUGUUCGAGGAGGUGCUGAACCACCCGAUUAAGCCCGACCCGGGUGUGGAAAGCGGGUGGCUGGGUAGCUUCGACUUGUCUGGCUUGGGCUACGGGGCGUGUGGGUUUGGGGGUGGGAGCGCGUUGGAGGUGAAUUUCGCCAUUAACAGGACUUUGAGCUGCCCUCCGGCGGCGACGCCGGCGGUGACUGUGGAGAAAGGUAAGGAGUUUGUGGUUUCGGAGAAGAUGAGCCAAGCUGGGCGAGAGAAUUCCAAGAAGAGGAAAGUGGAUGAAGUGCACAACACAAAGAUUGAAGAUGAUUCCAGAGAUAAAAGGAUCAAAGGGUGCCCUGAAGAGGUAGAGUCAAAGAUCUCAGAGCAGAGCAACAACAAAACCAACAACAACAACAACAAAGAAGCAUCUGCAAGCAGUUCAAAGGAAAACUCAAAGGUCUCUGAUGUCCCAAAGCCCGAUUAUAUCCAUGUCCGAGCACGUCGUGGUCAAGCCACAGAUAGCCACAGCUUAGCCGAAAGAGUGAGGAGGGAAAAAAUCAGCGAGAGAAUGAAGUUCCUUCAAGAUUUAGUCCCAGGGUGUAACAAGAUAACCGGGAAGGCGGGAAUGCUUGAUGAGAUAAUUAACUAUGUCCAAUCUCUACAAAGACAAGUAGAGUUCUUGUCCAUGAAACUGGCUGCUGUCAAUCCGAGACUUGACCUAGACCUCGACAACAUCUUCACGAAAGAGAUGAUUCCUGCAUGCGCGGCGAGCUUUCCAACAACUGACAUAUUGUCGGAUAUAACAAAUCCAGCCUACCUUCCUUUUAGUCCAACACAAACGGUAGUGUCGUGCUCUGGCAUGGAAAUAGGAAUCAAUCCCGACUUGGGGCUCCGAAGGACGAUAAGCGCCCCCUUGUCAAUCCCUGACACAUUUGUCGACUCGUCCUGCUUCGCUCAAUUGCAGCAACCUUUGACAUGGGAUCUCGGUUUGCAGAGUCUUUACAACAUGGAGUUCCACCAAGGAAAAACAAUGGCCUUUCCAUCUCAACAGUUGACAGGUUCGGUUGAGGGCAAUAAUCUGAAGAUGGAGAUGUGAACCAGUAUCUCAUCCUCAUAACUUCUAUGAAUUUAUUCCAAAAAUUGUUGGGAUCCAGAUUUUUUCACCUGUCUAUGUAUAGAAAGAUAUAUUUGUACGUACAUUUACGCCAUUGGUAUGAAUAAUAGUAGUCUCAACCUUUCAUCGCC